Xiphias gladius (swordfish) is the source of this 2421-nucleotide messenger RNA. RefSeq names its product PWP2 small subunit processome component (gene pwp2h). Lineage: Eukaryota; Metazoa; Chordata; Actinopteri; Istiophoriformes; Xiphiidae. Gene Ontology annotation, molecular function: protein binding. The transcript has 16 exons. Gene Ontology annotation, biological process: ribosomal small subunit assembly; maturation of SSU-rRNA from tricistronic rRNA transcript (SSU-rRNA, 5.8S rRNA, LSU-rRNA). The record is from RefSeq and is a predicted model, not a curated record. Bases 26 to 2302 code for a protein of 758 amino acids. Gene Ontology annotation, cellular component: Pwp2p-containing subcomplex of 90S preribosome; small-subunit processome.
GUGUUUUGUGGUGGGCAGCAAAGACAUGUCCACGUGGGUGUUUGGUGCAGAGCGCUGGGCCAACCUCAUCUACUAUUCCCUGGGUGGACACAAAGAUUUGAUCGUGGGCUGCUUCUUCGAGAAAGACAGCCUGGAUCUGUACACGGUGAGCCAGGAUGGGACGCUGUGCGUCUGGGAGAGCGACACCGAGCUGGACGGCCUCGUCCUGACUAAGAGCCGGGACAAACCCAAGCCCCCGAGACAGGGGGAGGUAGAGGAGGACGAUGAGGAGGAGGAGGAGGAGAGGCUGGAGGGAGAGGAGGGAGAGGUCAUCAGAGGGAAAGCUGAAGCUCCCAAAGAGAAGAAGACGAUCAAGAACGUUCGAUACAAGCAGAGGAGCAAACACUUCUUCAACAAGGAGGGGGAUUUUAACAACCUGACUGCUGCCGCCUACCACAAGCCGACUCACAUCCUGGUCACCGGUUUUGCGUCCGGGAUCUUCCACCUGCACGAGCUUCCGGAGUUCAACCUUAUCCACUCCCUCAGUAUUUCAGACCAGAGAAUUGCUUCAGUGGCCAUAAACAGUUCUGGAGACUGGAUCGGCUUUGGGUGCUCAGGGAUGGGUCAGCUGCUGGUGUGGGAGUGGCAGAGCGAGUCGUACGUCUUCAAGCAGCAGGGGCACUUCAACAACAUGGCCUCGCUGGCUUACUCGCCAGACGGGCAGUACAUCGUAACAGGAGGGGACGAUGGCAAAGUCAAGGUGUGGAACACCAACAGCGGCCUUUGCUUCGUCACCUUCACGGAGCACAGCAGCAGCGUCACCAACGUCACCUUCACCUCCAGCGGCUUCGUCAUCGUCAGCGCUUCUCUGGAUGGGACGGUCAGAGCGUUCGACCUGCACAGGUACCGAAACUUCCGGACAUUCACGUCGCCUCGGCCCGCGCAGUUCUCCUCCCUGGCAGUCGAUAACAGCGGAGAGCUGGUGAGCGCGGGAGCCCAGGACUCCUUUGAGAUCUUCCUCUGGUCCAUGCAGACAGGCAGACUGCUGGAGGUUCUUGGGGGUCACGAGGGUCCAGUCAGCUGCUUGUGUUUCAGUCCAGUCCAGUCCGUCCUGGCAAGUGCCUCGUGGGAUCGCACCGUCCGGCUGUGGGACAUGUUGGACAGCUGGCAGGUCAAGGAAACACUUCCCCUCAGCUCUGAUGGCUUGUCGGUGACUUACCGCCCUGAUGGCCAGGAAGUGGCCGUGGCCACUCUGAAUGGGGAGAUAUCUUUCUGGAACCCCCACACGGCCACACAAACCGGCUCCGUGGCUGGACGCCACGAUCUGGAGAUGGGCCGCAAAGAGACGGAUAAAAUCACAGCCAAACAGUCCGCCAAGGGCAAGUCCUUUACGUGUCUGUGCUACUCUGCGGAUGGGCAGUCUGUUUUGGCAGGAGGUCAGUCCAAGUUUGUCUGCAUCUACAACGUCAAGGAGCAGAUGCUCAUGAAGAAGUUUGAAAUCUCCUGCAACUUGUCCUUCGAUGCCAUGGAGGAGUUCCUGGACAGGCGGAAGAUGACGGAGUUCGGCAGCCUGGCCCUGGUGGAUGACGGAGCAGGGGACGGAGACGGGGUCAACAUCAGUCUCCCCGGAGUCAGGAGAGGUGACAUGAGUUCUCGACACUUCAAACCAGAGAUCAGAGUCAGCUCGCUGCGGUUCUCCCCUACUGGUCGCAGCUGGGCGGCCUCUACCACCGAGGGCCUGCUGGUCUACUCCCUCGACGGUUCUAUGGUGUUUGACCCCUACGACCUCGACUUGGACGUGACGCCGGGCAGCAUACGCAAGCAGCUGCGGCUUCAGGAGUGGGCGUCGGCCAUCGUGCUGGCGUUCAGACUCAACGAAAAAGCCCUCAAGCAGGAGGUGCUGGAGACCGUGCCGCAUGCGCAGAUCCCAGUGGUUUGUGGCUCUCUUCCUGACAUUUACGUCGAAAAGCUUCUGGGAUUUGUGGCGGCGUGCCUGGAGAAGUCGGGUCACCUGCAGUUCUACAUGACCUGGGCCCAGAGCCUGCUCAUGCUGCACGGACAGAAACUCAAGAACAGGUCAGGGGCCAUACUGCCCACCCUCCAGGCGCUGCAGAAGAGCAUCAAGAGACACUUUGACAACCUGUCCAAACUGUGUGACUUUAACAUGUAUAACAUUCGUUACGCCGUGGCCCUGUCAAAGCAGAGGGGUGUAAAGAGAGCGGCCGAGGAGGACGAGGGGGAGGAGGAUGAGGAGGAUGAAGAUGAAGGGCUGUCUGAGGAGAUGAGCGAAGCCUCCUUACAAGAUGCAGAGAUGAUGCUUUAGGCACCUCACUUCAUCACCGCGGCAGAUAUCCCUGCAAAGAGAGAAAAAUAAUUUUGGACUUUAAGAACAAACAUAUUUCUGUGACAAAACAUUAUGAUUGUAAACAGUUCUUUUUUUUA